Messenger RNA from Paramisgurnus dabryanus, 3825 nucleotides. It is a transcript of the gene galnt12, whose product is annotated as UDP-N-acetyl-alpha-D-galactosamine:polypeptide N-acetylgalactosaminyltransferase 12. Gene Ontology annotation, biological process: protein O-linked glycosylation. Gene Ontology annotation, molecular function: polypeptide N-acetylgalactosaminyltransferase activity. The record is from RefSeq and is a predicted model, not a curated record. NCBI's taxonomy places the organism in Eukaryota, Metazoa, Chordata, Actinopteri, Cypriniformes, Cobitidae. Gene Ontology annotation, cellular component: Golgi apparatus.
AGUUUUGAGACACAGCCAGUAUUUCAACAGUUGUUUUUUUUGCCAGGCUAAAUCGCCAUGCAACUACCGCUUUUGCUUAGAUCGCAUUCAGUGUAUGUCAUAUCAUCUUUAAUGAGUUUUCCACCAUUGUGAUUUAGUUUUGAAAUGAAAUCCGGCACUUUACAAACAUGGGAUCUUCUAUAUGCGACUGCGAACUUCGCUUGAAGUUCAAUUUAUAAGAUUGAACUUUGGAUGACAAACAACCGAAAGGAGGCUAAACGCUCGAGACGGACACAUUAUGGCAAAAUGUGGCAGACGUAACCGGUCCAAGUUAAUAAUCUGCAUUCUCUGUGCUUUUGUUGCGGGAUAUUUAAUAUUUCCCAGAGACACGGAAAGUAAUAGCGGUUCGGAGAGUCGAAGGGAAGUAGCGGGCGAUAAGCUCAGAAAUGUGGACGAUGAGUUCUUUAAGAAACCUGUUUAUGAGAAACCUCCUCUGGAUAUCAAUGCUUUAGGAGAGAUGGGCAGAGCUGUAAAACUCACAGAUCUAACCGACGAAGAGAAGAAAGAGGAGAGCGAGAGCCUGAAAAAACAUAAGAUCAACAUUUAUGUCAGUGAUAAAAUAUCACUACACCGCAGACUGCCCGAAAGAUGGAAUCCACUAUGUCGGGCCCUAAAAUAUGACUACCCUAACUUGCCCACAACAUCAGUAGUGAUAGCUUUCUACAAUGAAGCGUGGUCCACACUUUUACGGACGGUGCACAGUGUCCUGGAGACCUCACCUGACAUGCUGCUUACAGAAGUCAUACUGGUGGAUGACUACAGCGACCGAGAUCAUUUAAAAGAGCCUCUGGAGAACUACAUUGCCAGUUUGAGAAAGGUGCGUCUGAUUCGGGCAAGGAAGAGAGAGGGUUUGGUGAGAGCUCGGCUUUUGGGGGCAUCCAUCGCCACAGGAGAUGUGCUGACCUUUCUGGAUUGCCACUGUGAGUGCCAUGAGGGCUGGUUAGAGCCUUUGCUCAACAGAAUAAAGGAGGAGCCUUCUGCUGUGGUGUGCCCAGUAAUAGAUGUCAUUGACUGGAACACCUUUCAAUACCUGGGAAAUGCGGGUGAACCUCAGAUCGGAGGAUUUAACUGGGGACUGGUGUUUACAUGGCACACUGUCCCAGAAUAUGAGCAGAAACUCAGAAGGUCCUCCACUGAUGUCAUCAGGUCUCCUACCAUGGCCGGUGGUUUAUUUGCAGUUAACAAGAAGUACUUCCAUUACCUGGGCACAUACGACACGGGAAUGGAGGUGUGGGGUGGAGAGAACCUGGAGUUUUCAUUCAGAAUCUGGCAGUGUGGAGGGAGUCUGGAGAUCCACCCUUGCUCGCACGUGGGUCACAUCUUUCCGAUGAAGGCGCCAUACUCGAGGAGCAAGGCCUUGGCUAACAGCGUGCGGGCAGCAGAAGUCUGGAUGGAUGAAUACAAAGAAGUGUACUACCACCGCAACCCCCAUGCACGUCUGGAGGCAUUUGGUGAUGUGACGGAGAGACGGAAACUUCGAAUGCGUCUUGGAUGCAAGAACUUUAAGUGGUACUUGGACAACAUCUACCCCGAUAUCCAAGUUCCAGAGGACAGGCCUGGGAUGUUUGGAAUGCUGAAGAAUAAAGGAAAGGCCAACUACUGCUUUGACUACAACCCACCUGAUGACCAUACUGUUGUUGGUCAACGCGUCAUUCUUUACGCGUGUCAUGGCAUGGGACAAAACCAGUUCUUUGAGUACUCCACACUCCAAGAGAUCCGUUAUAACACGAAGAUUCCUGCUGGCUGCAUCGUACCAGAUACUGUUUCUACCUUCCUUACAAUGCAUCAUUGCAGUAAACCCAGGGAACCUGUGCCCGAAGAUCAGAAGUUUCUUUUCAGAGAGGAUGGCACCCUGUACCACGUCCAGACUCAGCUGUGUGUUGAGGCAGUGGACCGGACAGACUCCGGGAACCCCGGCCCCGCUCUCCGAGCCUGCUCGGACUCUGAUUUACAAAAAUGGUUCUUUGAAGAAAAAGCAUAACAGAGGUCCUCUCAACACCUUUCACCUGUGAUACAGAGGGCAGAAGUUUAUUGACCAUUCCUAUGUUCCUGUCUGUCCAGUGCUUUAUAGUGCCUACACGAGGAAUACAACACAGACUGUAUGAAUAAAAUCAAGGGAUAUUUAAUAUAGAAACUUUGGUACUUUUUAGCUAUUCAUUUAUUUUUUAUUUUUUUGGAUCGUACAGAAUUCAUUCCUUGGAGUCUCUAUUCAUUUCAUUUUAGCACAUUGUCGGUCUCUGGUGGAAUGAAAAAGCGCAAUUGUUGCACGAGCUGGUAAAUGAAGUUAUUUUGAGCUGUUUGUGUUAUUCAUUCCUCCUGUUUAACUAUUAUUUAUUUAACAUUGGAAAUGACCUUCACAUCUAUUGUGUCUUUAGUUUUGCAUCAUUUUGUAUAAACUAUACACAUCUGUAAUCUGGUUUCUAACUCAGAUGCUCCUUGCACUUAUUUUUUGACGAGUGAAACCGCUGCCAUGUUCUUCAUGGCCACUAGAUGGUGCCAAAUCCUCCUUUUAACUGGACGUCCUGUGGUGUCCUCCAUCUUCUUCAUGACUUGGUGCAAGUGUCUGUAAUUUCAUUAGAUCUCUAUGCUGUGAUUGAAAUGCUGGUUUUAUGAAGUUGAAUGAUGCUUGUUACUCAUACAGUAUGUGUGUGCAAGGGUUUGUCUACUCUUGUAGUCAUUCACCUGCUGUUGAAAAUUUGAUGUUGAUUAUUUGAGAACAAAUUAAAUAGAGAAACGAAUGUCCUAAUAGAUACUAAAUUGUAAUACCGGUAACGUUACUUAUUUUUAGUUGAAGAGAAAACAAUGCUGAAAAGUAUAUUUUAUUAUGUAGAUAGAUACAAACAUUGUAUGCAAGUAUGACCAUGGGUCUAAACAUGAAGUCAUUUUGUUAACUUAUCUCUUACGGUUAUUUAUUACAUCUGUUAUGGUAGUGGAUGUUGUUGAAGAUCUAAAUUGUGCCUUUUGAGUGACUGUUAAUGAAGUUUUUGUAAUAUUGUUAUGAUUAAAUAUAUAGUUUAUAUUAACAUUUAAUUCUGAUGGAGAACCUAAACAUUGUCAUGGGGCACUUUUGUUUACUUAGAUUAACAAGGGAUUCAUUGAGAGCAUGUUAGAUUCAAUACCAGACAGAUGUUUGCAGGUUUUGCAAAGAUAAGGAGGUUUAGAGAUUAAGAUCGAUGGGUUUUAAUGGGGGUUCAUUGUGUUUGCACUGGUUGACUUUUCCUUGUCUGUCAAAGCCUCAAAAUGAUUGGGGUUGGGAUGUUUGAAGAGCUGGAUGUGUCAUCUUGAAUGGACAAAAGUCCUCCUGAAAUCAUUUUGUUGCUCAUACAUAGCCUAAAUAUCUAUAAUAUCAUUCCCUGAAUAAAAUUAAAGUAUGGAAAACAAUAAGUUACACAUUCUUAAUAAAAAAAAUUUGAAACAUAAGAGAUUUGUAUAUUAACUGUUUCAGUACUGACCCUUAAUGUAGUGUCCCAACAAUAUAAAUGGCCAAAUGCACUGCAUUGUAAUGAAUGCGUUAUAAAUGAUUUUACUUUAUAUUUUGCAAUGCAUUUUUUUUACCCAUAUGCUGCAAGGAAACUUCAGGUACAUUUAUGCUUAUAUACAAGUGACCUUAACAAGAUAAAAUGUAUCAGUCUUUCUUGUGUUUUGUUAAUGCAUUUACUGUGUUUAUCUAUUUUCUAACUUAACAUGCAUUUAAAUUGUACAGAUUUUGCUAGGGGUGCAUUUCAGAUUGCUUUGCCAUAAAACUGCUGGUUUUUACAAAUAAAAAUAAAGCCAAAUAACAUCUCA